UAGCGUGGGGGCGGGGAGGAGAGGCGGCGGCGGCGUAGGAGCUGCGGCGUAGGAGCUACGCCACACGCGGCCGGGGCGCUGGGACCCCGAAAGCAGAGUGGGGUCGUGGCGGCGGUGGUGAGAAGAGGGAGGCGGAGGAGGGGGUGCCAUGGCGGGGCAGCAGUUCCAGUACGAUGACAGCGGGAACACCUUCUUUUACUUCCUCACCUCCUUCGUGGGGCUCAUCGUGAUCCCGGCCACAUACUACCUCUGGCCCCGAGAUCAGAAUGCCGAACAAAAUCGAUUAAAGAAUAUCAGAAAAGUAUAUGGAAGAUGUAUGUGGUAUCGUUUACGGUUAUUAAAACCUCAGCCAAAUAUUAUUCCUACAGUAAAGAAAAUAGUUCUGCUUGCAGGAUGGGCAUUGUUAUUAUUCCUUACAUACAAAGUUUCCAAAACAGACCGAGAAUAUCAAGAAUACAAUCCUUAUGAAGUAUUAAAUUUGGAUCCCGGGGCAACAGUAGCAGAAAUUAAGAAACAGUAUCGUUUGCUGUCACUUAAGUAUCAUCCAGAUAAAGGAGGUGAUGAAGUUAUGUUCAUGAGGAUAGCAAAAGCUUAUGCAGCUUUAACUGAUGAAGAGUCCCGGAAAAAUUGGGAAGAGUUUGGAAAUCCAGAUGGGCCUCAAGCCACAAGCUUUGGAAUUGCCCUGCCAGCUUGGAUAGUUGACCAGAAAAAUUCAAUUUUGGUUUUACUUGUCUAUGGAUUGGCAUUCAUGGUUAUCCUUCCAGUUGUUGUGGGCUCUUGGUGGUAUCGCUCAAUACGCUAUAGUGGAGACCAGAUUCUAAUACGCACAACACAGAUUUAUACAUACUUUGUUUAUAAAACCCGAAAUAUGGAUAUGAAACGUCUUAUCAUGGUCUUGGCUGGAGCCUCUGAAUUUGAUCCUCAGUAUAACAAGGAUGCCACAAGCAGACCAACAGAUAAUAUUCUAAUACCUCAGCUAAUCAGAGAAAUUGGCAGCAUUAAUUUAAAGAAGAAUGAGCCGCCACUUACCUGCCCAUAUAGCCUGAAGGCCAGAGUUCUUUUACUGUCUCAUCUUGCUAGAAUGAAAAUUCCUGAGACCCUUGAAGAAGAUCAGCAAUUUAUGCUGAAAAAAUGCCCUGCCCUACUUCAAGAAAUGGUUAAUGUAAUCUGCCAACUAAUAAUAAUGGCCCGGAGCCGUGAAGAAAGGGAGUUUCGUGCUCCAACUUUGGCAUCCCUGGAAAACUGCAUGAAGCUUUCCCAGAUGGCUGUGCAAGGCCUUCAGCAGUUUAAGUCUCCCCUUCUGCAGCUCCCUCACAUUGAAGAAGACAAUCUUAGAAGGGUUUCUAAUCAUAAAAAGUACAAAAUUAAGACUAUCCAGGAUUUGGUGAGUUUAAAAGAAUCAGAUCGUCACAAUCUAUUGCACUUCCUUGAAGAUGAAAAGUAUGAAGAGGUUAUGGCUGUCCUUGGGAGUUUCCCAUUUGUGACCAUGGACAUAAAAUCACAGGUAUUGGAUGAUGAAGAUAGCAACAACAUCACAGUAGGAUCCUUAGUUACAGUGUUGGUUAAAUUGACAAGGCAAACAAUGGCAGAAGUAUUUGAAAAGGAGCAGUCCAUCUGUGCUGCAGAGGAACAGCCAGCAGAAGAUGGGCAGGGUGAUACUAACAAGAACAGAACAAAAGGAGGAUGGCAACAGAAGAGUAAAGGACCCAAGAAAACUGCUAAGUCAAAAAAAAAGAAACCUUUAAAAAAAAAACCUACACCUGUGCCCUUAUCACAACCAAAGCAACAGAAACAAAAGCAGGCUAAUGGAGUCGUUGGGAGUGAAGCUGCAGUAAAGGAAGAUGAAGAAGAAGUUUCUGACAAAGGCAGUGACUCUGAGGAAGAAGAAACCAAUAGAGACUCUCAAAGUGAAAAAGAUGAUGGUAGUGACAGAGACUCUGAUAGAGAGCAAGAUGAAAAACAAAACAAGGAUGAUGAAGCAGAGUGGCAAGAAUUACAACAAAGUAUACAGCGAAAGGAGCGAGCUCUACUGGAGACCAAAUCAAAGAUAACACAUCCUGUUUAUAGUCUUUACUUUCCUGAGGAAAAACAAGAAUGGUGGUGGCUUUAUAUCGCAGAUAGGAAGGAACAGACAUUAAUAUCUAUGCCAUAUCAUGUGUGCACACUAAAAGAUAUGGAAGAGGUAGAACUGAAGUUUCCUGCACCAGGAAAGCCUGGAAAUUAUCAGUAUACAGUGUUUCUAAGAUCAGACUCCUAUAUGGGUUUGGAUCAGAUUAAACCAUUGAAGUUGGAAGUUCAUGAGGCUAAGCCUGUGCCAGAAAAUCACCCACAGUGGGAUACAGCAAUAGAGGGGGAUGAAGACCAGGAGGACAGCGAGGGCUUUGAAGAUAGCUUUGAGGAAGAGGAAGAAGAGGAGGAAGAUGAUGACUAAGCAGUACUAUGAAUGGACCACAAUAUUUGCACAUAUUUGCAGAUUUUUGCUGUUUUGGAAGUGUGUAAUAAACCAGAAACAGUGCAGAACUGAUGUUGAAGGAGGUGUUAGUUCUUUACUAGAAAUGGGUGCAUAAUAUAACUAGGCAGUGGUGGUGCCUUGGUACAGUCUGAAAAAUGCUUAAGGCUUGUGAAAGCCUUUCAAGUAUGGGAUGGUGCAUUUAUUUCAUCUGCAAAUGAUAAUAAACCCUUUGUUAUAACUG
Mesoplodon densirostris (Blainville's beaked whale) is the source of this 2693-nucleotide messenger RNA. RefSeq names its product SEC63 homolog, protein translocation regulator (gene SEC63). Gene Ontology annotation, cellular component: Sec62/Sec63 complex. NCBI's taxonomy places the organism in Eukaryota, Metazoa, Chordata, Mammalia, Artiodactyla, Ziphiidae. The transcript is spliced from 21 exons. The coding region runs from base 149 to 2431 and encodes 760 amino acids. Gene Ontology annotation, biological process: post-translational protein targeting to endoplasmic reticulum membrane; SRP-dependent cotranslational protein targeting to membrane. The record is from RefSeq and is a predicted model, not a curated record. Gene Ontology annotation, molecular function: transmembrane protein transporter activity; RNA binding.